AUGACCCCAUACCCCUUCAACCACACUCUACCAACUCACCCCUCACCUAGCAAGCACAGCACAACAGCAACUGCCUCAGGAUCACCACCAGACCCCCAAGCCAAACCUCAAACCCUCACCUACGCCCUUCAGAAUUCCGGCUUCCCACUCAUCUUCCUCUCCGGCUUUGCCGUUUCCAGCGCCCACGGCCUGCCGGACACCGGCUACAUCGCCAUGGAAGACAUGUGCCACAAGAUCCAAGAAACCGCCCGCAUCAUCACCGACCUACCCAUCAUGGUCGACGGGGACACGGGCUACGGCAGUCCCAUGAACGUCAAACGAACGGUCGAGUGCUUCGCCGCCGCCGGAGCUGCAGGCGUCAUGAUCGAGGAUCAGACAUGGCCGAAACGCUGCGGCCACACCAAAGGCAAAUCCGUGGUCCCACGGGGCGAAGCCGACGCGCGCAUCCAAGCCGCCGUCGACGCGCGCAACCAGGGCCGCGACAUCUUCAUCCUGGCGCGGACCGACGCCCUGAUCCACGGGUGGGACGAAGCGAUGACCCGAGCGCGGAAGUUCAUCGCGAUCGGCGCGGACGCCAUCUUCGUCGAGGCGCUGCCCGACCGCGAGGCCAUGCGCCGCUGCGUGGCGGAGCUGGACGUGCCCCUGCUGGCGAACAUCAUCGAGGGCGGCAAGACGGAGAACCUUUCGGCCGCGGAGCUGGCGGGCCUGGGGUUCGCGGCCGUCGCGUACCCCUGGACAUUGGUGGCAGCCCGGCUGAAGAGUAUGCGCGAGGCGCUAGAGGGCCUGAAGCGGAGUUUUACGGUCGGCGCGCCGCCGCAGAUUCUGCGGUAUGAGGAGGUUUGUGCGGGCGUCGGGUUUGAGGAAUAUUGGGAUGCGGAGACGCGGUAUGAGUUCAAUAAUGAGGGGCUGGUUCAUCCUCAAGGAGAGGAGUAAUGUGUACAGUACUGCGAACUGUCGCUGCGAUGUGAAUCGAAAAUGCAGAGUCAAGCUAUAGAUUCUCUGCAGGCCGCACAGCCGUUCGGCAACUUGCCUUCACUUUGCACUGCCACAACGUGUGAGUUUCCGACGUAAGGCGAUCAUCUCAUCCUCGAGCCGAAAGUGGAUCUGUAUGCAGCGGUGGGAUACCUCGGCGAUAAGAUCUCGGUUUCGCUUACCUUAGAUAGUACCGAGCUCCGACACUCUCGGACGAAGAUUUCAUUUUAGUACUAGACUCCAUGCAAUUGAUAUCCACCACAAAGGCUUCCAGCAUGAGCGUGACGAAUGAUCCAGUGUUCUCCAUACGGACUGUGUCUAUAGCCAUUCAAAAGCGCCAAGGAAGAUGUCUCUCGG
Aspergillus uvarum CBS 121591 is the source of this 1329-nucleotide messenger RNA. RefSeq names its product isocitrate lyase/PEP mutase family protein. Gene Ontology annotation, molecular function: catalytic activity. The coding region runs from base 1 to 933 and encodes 310 amino acids. Lineage: Eukaryota; Fungi; Ascomycota; Eurotiomycetes; Eurotiales; Aspergillaceae. The record is from RefSeq and is a predicted model, not a curated record. The transcript has 4 exons.